Messenger RNA from Mesorhabditis spiculigera, 3321 nucleotides. Lineage: Eukaryota; Metazoa; Nematoda; Chromadorea; Rhabditida; Rhabditidae. The record is from the annotation of a GenBank genome assembly.
AUGGAGUGCCGCGGAGCCGAGGCCCUCGAGCAGGUUGAGCGCCACUACGGGGGCGUCGAAGGCCUGUGCCAGAAGCUGAAGACCGACCCGGUCAACGGACUCCCCAGCAGCCCAAAGGAGCUCGAAAAGCGGAGAAAAGUAUUCGGCAAAAACGAAAUCCCGCCCGCCCCGUCAAAAAGCUUCUUGCGGUUAGCAUGGGAAGCGCUCCAGGACAUCACCCUCGUUAUUCUUCUCGGGGCAGCCAUUAUAUCGCUCGGCCUCUCUUUCUACAAACCUCCCACAAAAAACACGGACAGCUCGGAACAAGAAGCCGGCUGGAUCGAGGGAGCGGCUAUCCUGAUCGCCGUCGUUGUCGUCGUCAUGGUGACGGCAUUGAACGAUUGGAGCAAGGAGAAGCAGUUCAGAGGGCUGCAGGCCAAGAUUGAAACCGAACACAAAUUCUCUGUAAUUCGCGAUGGUCAACCAAUUGACAUUAUCGUCAACGAUCUGGUGGUCGGUGAUGUGGCUCGCGUUAAAUAUGGCGAUCUGCUGCCCGCCGACGGGAUUCUCAUCCAAUCAAACGAUCUGAAGCUCGAUGAGUCGUCUUUGACCGGAGAAUCGGAUCUGAUCAAGAAGAGCGUGGAUCAUGAUCCCAUUCUUCUAUCCGGAACCCAUGCGAUGGAGGGUUCUGGCCGUUUCAUCGUGACGGCGGUUGGCGUCAACUCCCAAACGGGCAUCAUCAUGUCGUUGCUCGGAGCCGUGAAACAGGACAAAGAGGAGAAAAAAGCGCCGUCAAAAGAACCCGAGGCUAUCAAUGGCAACGGUGUUCUGGUGGCGAAUGGUGCCCCGAAAGAGGGGAAACCAGUCAUUGUGGAUGAGGAAGAUGCUGGGAAGGUCACCAAGUCCGUCCUUCAGGGAAAACUCUCUUCGUUAGCCAUUCAGAUCGGUUACAUCGGCUCAAUCGUGGCGGCGGCCACCGUGUUGAUGUUGGUGGCGCGGUUCUGCUUCGAGAAUUAUGUGAUGGCCAAGAAGGCAUUCGAGCCGACAGACCUCUCAUAUUUCGUCAAUCACAUCAUUAUCGGUGUGACGGUGCUGGUGAUAGCUGUCCCAGAAGGACUUCCGCUUGCCAUCACACUCGCAUUGACCUACUCGGUCAAGAAGAUGAUGAAAGACAACAACCUUGUGCGGCACUUGGACGCGUGCGAGACGAUGGGUAACGCGACGGCCAUCUGCUCGGAUAAGACGGGCACACUGACGACGAACCGGAUGACGGCUGUCCAGGCUUUCAUCAAUGACGAGUUCUACAAAAACAAUCAGCUCCCGAAAUACGAUCAACUAGAUGAGAGGACAGCUUCAAUGAUUGUUGAUGGCAUCUCAAUCAAUAGCGGUUUCAACUCACAAGUUGUCGAAGGGAAGCAGCCAGGAGCACCAAGGGAACAGAUCGGCAACAAGACCGAAUGCGGACUCCUCGGCUUCGUCCUCGACCUCGGCAAGAACUAUGAUGAUAUCCGGAAGCUGCACCCAGAGGAAACGCUCUUCAAGGUGUACACCUUCAACUCGUCCCGCAAAUCGAUGAUGACCGUCAUCGCGUUGCCGAACGGGCGAUAUCGUGUAUUUGCCAAGGGAGCCUCGGAGAUCAUCUUGUCGCGAUGCUCAUACAUCUUGGGUCGAGGCGGCAAGAUCGAGUCGUUCGACGAGGCCGGGCUGGCCGAUCUGACACAGCGUGUCAUUGAACCCAUGGCUUCGGAUGGACUGCGAACGAUCGGAUUGGCCUACAAGGACUAUGUGGUGUCGGGGGAGAAGAAGGAGGAGAACGAGGUCGAAUAUUCGGGUGAGGUCAACUGGGAAGAUGAGGAGACUGUCAGGGGAGGAAUGACUGCUAUUGGCAUCAUGGGUAUUCAGGAUCCAGUUAGACCGGAGGUGCCCGCCGCCAUCGAAAAAUGCCAAAAAGCCGGCAUCACAGUCCGUAUGGUCACCGGAGACAACAUCAACACUGCCCGUUCUAUCGCCACAUCAUGCGGCAUCCUCAAGCCGGGCGCCGACUUCCUGGCCCUCGAGGGCAAGGAGUUCAACGCGCGCAUCAGGGAUGAAAACGGAAAAGUGGACCAGGCGAAGCUCGACGCGAUUUGGCCCCGAUUGAGGGUACUGGCUAGGGCACAGCCAUCCGAUAAGUACGUUCUCGUCAAGGGAAUCAUCGACUCGAAGAACACGAAGAACCGAGAGGUGGUGGCCGUUACGGGUGAUGGUACAAACGAUGCGCCGGCUCUGAAAAAAGCCGAUGUCGGUUUCGCGAUGGGAAUUGCAGGAACGGAUGUGGCCAAAGAGGCAUCAGAUAUCAUCCUCACUGACGAUAAUUUUACAUCUAUCGUCAAGGCCGUAAUGUGGGGACGUAACGUCUACGACUCGAUCGCCAAGUUCCUCCAAUUCCAAUUGACGGUGAACGUUGUCGCCGUGACGAUUGCCUUUGCUGGAGCGUGUCUGAUUAAGGAUUCUCCAUUGAAGGCCGUCCAAAUGCUGUGGGUGAACCUCAUCAUGGACACGCUCGCGUCGCUGGCGUUGGCCACCGAAAUGCCGACAGAAGAUUUGUUGGAGAGGAAACCGUACGGAAGGACGAAGAGUCUCAUCUCCCGCACCAUGGUCAAGAACAUUGUCGGGCACGCCGUCUAUCAGCUGGCGGUGCUCUUCGUGUUGAUGUUCUGGGCCCCUGAUUUCAUCCCCCACACCCCGGAUGGACGGGAAGCCGGGCUCAACUCCAGGCCGAGCGAACACUUCACCAUCAUCUUCAACUCGUUCGUCUUGAUGACGCUGUGCAAUGAGAUCAACUCCCGGAAGAUCCACGGCGAGCGCAACGUCUUCAAGGGUCUAUUCACGAACCCGAUCUUCUGCGUCAUCUGGAUCACGACCCUCAUCUCGCAGGUGCUCAUCGUACAGUAUGGUGGCCAUUGGUUCUCCACGGCACCCCUCGACUUCGUCCAGUGGGCCGUCUGCGUGGCAUGCGGUCUUGGUUCGUUGCUGUGGGGCCAGGUGGCCCAACAGAUCGGUGUGCAAAAGACGGGUGCCGGUGGAUCGAUCGACAGUUCCGGGGCAAGACGCCCGGGUCAAUUGCUGUGGCUGCUCGGACUGACGAGACUUCAGACGCAGAUGCGAGUGGUGAAGGCGUUCCAAUCGUCUACUGAGGACAACCAUCCCUCAUCCCUGACGACGUCGACGGCUGAUCGUCUACGGGCCUCCUACCGCAGGUUGAAGAUCGCCAAGGAGUUGGAGCAGCAGAAACGAGCGGGUAGUGUGCGCGUGUCAGCGGCCAAGGAUCCGGCCAAGGACACGACGGCCAUGAAGUUCGUC